This is a messenger RNA of Guyanagaster necrorhizus, 1560 nucleotides long. RefSeq names its product arylesterase. Lineage: Eukaryota; Fungi; Basidiomycota; Agaricomycetes; Agaricales; Physalacriaceae. The record is from RefSeq and is a predicted model, not a curated record. The transcript is spliced from 3 exons. Bases 13 to 1368 code for a protein of 451 amino acids.
CACCUCGCCCUGAUGGCAUUCCGAAGUAAACUUGCCAUAUUCGUCCUUUUGACGAGCUUUUAUGUCUGGCGAAGCCAGUACACUCUACGGAAUUCCAUUCUUACUUCGUCCCCAUUUCCCGAUGGUUACUUCCACGGCGGCAAUUUCAGCUCUCAAUGCGAGACUCUCAACGACGAGUCUGAGAACAACGCUCUCAAGUUCUGUGAGGAUGUGACUUUCUGGGACCUCAAAGACAACGAAGCCAAUCUAGAAGAAAGAAAAGUUCUUUUCACCUGUGACUCGGGCCGAAAGCAGUGGAACACUGUGAUGGGCCCAUUACACAAGCCCGAACCCCACGGCUCUCUCUGGCUUUACUCGCCUAACGAAAAUGUCGCGACGGAAAAGCCAAGCUCUCUUUUUGGUUUCGGGAACACUGCCUCUGCAUCCAUAAAGCCUCAACGUAUCACAUUGGAAAACUAUCCGGAAGGCCACGACUUCCAUCCUUUGGGAGUCAAGGUUUGGCCGUCAUAUGCUGGCAAUUCCUCUAAUCUCUUCAUCGUGAAUCAUGCCCGUCAACGAACUUUCAUUGAACAGUUCGUCAUCUCGCCAUCCUCUCCAACCGUCGCAACCCAUGUUCGCACACUUUCGUCCCCUUACUUCGUUUCUCCCAAUGCUCUCGCUCUGACCUCUCCGAAUUCCUUUUAUGUAUCAAAUGACCAUCUUAUCACCCGCCGAUGGCCCCUUAUCGGCCACUUCGUACCUAUCAUGGAGACCAUCCUUGGAUUACCUCUUGGCUGGGUGGCCCAUGUCACUCUGGAUUCUGAUGCAACAGCUCCUUUUCCGAUCCAGACCCACGCAGUCACGGCGCCCUUCAUCCCAUUUCCAAAUGGCGUAGCCAUCUCUGCGUCCGGUGCCCAAGUGGCCAUCGCAUCAACAUCUUUGAGUCAAAUCAUGAUGUAUUCGAGAAACACCUCUACCAAUGAACUAGUGUUUCGAGAAAGUGUUCUCGUUCCAUUCUGCCCCGAUAACAUCGAUUUUGACGAUAAUGAUUCCCUGAUUGUCGGGGGCCAUCCUCAUUUUCUGACUUUGGUCAAAGUGGUCAAAGGCGUGGUGCCGCACGCGCCAAGCUGGGUACUGUCUAUUACACCGCGUGCCAGCGAAAGUAAUUUGACCGAGCCACCGCUCAAUUACGAUGUGAUGGCGCCAAUUCCUGCCAGCAGUAGGGUCCCCGCGACGCUGAGCUCCGAGGUCGUGACUUUACUUCAGAGCAACGGCGUCGGCUUUUCGUCUUCUACGACCGGUCUGCGAGAUUCGACAACCGGCGCCUUGUAUGUUCCUGGGUUGUAUGCCGAGGAAGGACUGCUGGUUUGCAGGCCAGCUCUUGCUUGAACCCAAACCUUAGAACAGUUUGUUGAAUCGCUGGGCAAGAAGAAUAGGGCCUUAUUAUCAUGAGUUUAUACAUCUUUAUACAACAGUGAAAACUUAAAUGUACGUAUCAGAUAUAUAAUAAACCAGAAGGAAAUGGACCCGCGGUAUUGCGGGGUGUAUAUAUCAAUGUAAACGAUACACUAUGAACCUGAG